Messenger RNA from Conger conger (European conger), 2586 nucleotides. Its product is annotated as asparagine synthetase [glutamine-hydrolyzing]-like. The record is from RefSeq and is a predicted model, not a curated record. NCBI's taxonomy places the organism in Eukaryota, Metazoa, Chordata, Actinopteri, Anguilliformes, Congridae. Gene Ontology annotation, molecular function: asparagine synthase (glutamine-hydrolyzing) activity. The transcript has 12 exons. Bases 805 to 2490 code for a protein of 561 amino acids. Gene Ontology annotation, cellular component: cytosol.
CAGUAUGUCAAGGGGACAUUUGUUAGGGUCCGUGUCCAUGUGUCUACCAGCUGUCAGCGGGUGCCCCCAGCCCUCAGACAUCCGCUCUUACUUUACACACUUUCAACGCACACCUCUCGGGGACUCGUGGUCUUUUGACAUUUUAUUGAAGUUUUUUCAACCUUUAUGGAACAUUUGCUGUCAGUUCGCUGUUUGGGCUCACGAAGCAGGCGUGGGCGACAGAUCGAAAGCGCGUCGAAUGCUUCAGGACCCGUCCUUAUCUAAAGGAUGCGUUUUAACAUCAGAUUUGAUUGGCGCGAUUUGCGAUCACUCAAGUGGACCUUAUGUGUAGGAGAAUAUCACCUUAUUGUUUGUUCCCCAGAUGUGUGGGGUGAGUUGGCACAUGUUGUGUAGGCUAUAGCCCCUCCGCUAAACUCCACACGUGUGGCGUAGUAAGACUUUGCUUCGACGGAGGCUGCGCACCAGUUUGGCGUUAAAUCAGUUCCGGGACUUUUGGUUUUCACCUCUCGGGGACUCGUGGUCUUUUGACAUUUUAUUGAACUUUUUUCAACUUUUAUGGAACAUUUGCUGUCAGCUCGCCGUUCUGGCUCACGACACACAGCCGAAAAAACGUACUUUUAACUUGCUAGACACAAGCAAAUACAAACCGGCAUCCUAAAACCGGAAGUCUGUGGGCAGCUUCACUGAGCAGCGUGCAACAUUUCAUCAUCCAACGUAGGCUACCGUCGGGCUGGCCAGAACAGAGUUUAGCACUGCACAACUCCAGCUUUCAUUCAGGAACUGUAAGGCUCCCCACUCGCAGACAUGUGUGGGAUUUGGGCGCUGUUCGGCAGCGACGACUGCCUCUCCACGCAGUGCACCAGCGCCAUGAAGAUCGCCCACCGUGGGCCCGACGCCUUCCGCUUCGAGAACGUCAACAGCUUCACCAACUGCUGCUUCGGGUUCCACCGGCUGGCCAUCGUGGACCGCCUGUAUGGCAUGCAGCCUCUUAGGGUCAAGAAGUUCCCCUUCCUGUGGCUCUGCUACAACGGAGAGAUCUACAACCACCUGCGGCUGAAGGAGAAGUUUGAGUUUGAGUACCAGACUAAGGUGGACGGGGAGAUCCUGCUGCACCUCUACGAGCGUUUUGGGAUUGAGAAGAUGGCUACUCUGCUGGACGGCGUCUUCGCCUUCAUCCUGCUGGACACGGCAAACAGGAAGGUCUGCCUGGGGCGAGACACCCUUGGGGUGCGGCCGAUGUUCCACAUGCUGACUGAUGACGGCUUCCUGGCCGUCUGCUCUGAAGCCAAAGGCCUGACGGAGAUCACCCACUCCAUGGCCAGCCCCCCCGAGAUCAUCCCCUUCCCCCCGGGACACUUUGAGGUCUUCACCCUGAAGACCAGCGGGAAGGUGGAGUCUGUUCAGCUCAAGCGUUUCCACAGCUGCACCGACGAGCCCAAACAUGCCGUCCACGACAGCGUCAGAGGCCUAAUUUCAGGGUUCGAGCUGGAGACGGUAAAGAGCAACCUCAGAGUCCUGUUUGAGAACGCCGUGAGGAAGAGGCUGAUGGCCCACCGGAGGAUCGGCUGCCUGCUGUCAGGUGGGCUGGACUCUAGUCUGGUUGCCGCGACGCUGGUGAAGCUGGGGAAGGAGGAUGAGCUGAAGUACCCAGUACAGACCUUCGCCAUCGGCACAGAGGACAGCCCUGAUAUCCUGGCAGCCCGCAAGGUGGCGGCACACAUUGGCAGCGAACACCACGAGGUGAACUUCACCCCUGAGGAGGGCAUCCGGGCCAUCCAGGAAGUCAUCUACCACCUGGAGACGUACGACAUCACCACCGUACGCGCGUCCGUCGGGAUGUAUCUGGUGGCCAAGUACAUCCGUGCGAAGACUGACAGUGUGGUGAUCUUCUCUGGGGAAGGAUCGGAUGAGCUGACCCAGGGCUACAUCUACUUCCACAAGGCCCCUUCUCCUGAGGCAGCAGCAGAGGAGAGUGAGAGGCUGAUGAGGGAGCUCUACCUGUUUGAUGCGCUGAGAGCCGACCGCACCACUGCCGCACACGGUUUAGAGCUCAGAGUCCCUUUCCUGGAUCACAGAUUUUGUGCAUAUUACCUGUCCUUACCUGCAGAGCUGAGGACCCCCAAGGAUGGCGUGGAGAAGCACCUCCUGAGAGAGUCGUUUAAGGGGCUGAACUUGAUCCCUGACGAAAUCCUAUGGAGACGCAAGGAGGCCUUUAGUGACGGAGUGACCUCCAACAAGAAGUCCUGGUUCAGCUACCUGCAGGACCAUGUAGAGACUGAGGUGAACGACGCCCAGUUGGAGAGCGCAGCUAAAGUGUUCCCCCACUGCACCCCUAAAACCAAAGAGGCCUAUUACUACCGCCAGGUGUUUGAGAAGUACUACCCGGGCCGGGCUGGCUGGCUGUCCCAUUACUGGAUGCCCCGGUGGAUCAAGGCCACCGACCCCUCGGCCAGAACUCUCGCCAUCUACAACCCCGACAAGGGCGAGUGACUGGCCGCGCGUCGCCAUGGGAACAGCACUUCCUGUCCGUAGCCCCACCAGAGCUCAGCUUCCCCUGAAAUGUCAAAAAAUAAAUGGUCAAAUAUG